This is a messenger RNA of Orcinus orca (killer whale), 1115 nucleotides long. RefSeq names its product 3-hydroxybutyrate dehydrogenase 2 (gene BDH2). Lineage: Eukaryota; Metazoa; Chordata; Mammalia; Artiodactyla; Delphinidae. Gene Ontology annotation, cellular component: cytoplasm. The record is from RefSeq and is a predicted model, not a curated record. The transcript is spliced from 10 exons. Gene Ontology annotation, molecular function: 3-hydroxybutyrate dehydrogenase activity. Gene Ontology annotation, biological process: siderophore biosynthetic process. The coding region runs from base 247 to 984 and encodes 245 amino acids.
UUUUCACCUUCUACGUAAUUGGAGUUAACAGUUCUACCUGAGCUCCACUAGAUGGCAGCACAUUACAUAUAAAGUAUGUGAAUGUGCGAAUUAUUUUCUAAAAACUGGAGGAACCUGAACUACAAAUCCCAACAUGCAUUAGGCACCUGACCUGAUUUGGAACAAAGGUCUUAAGUUUGUUGCCCGCGCAGUGAUCUGGAGGACGCCAUCAACUUGCUGAAAUAAAAUUAAACCACAGGUUCCAUUAUGGGUCGACUUGAUGGGAAGGUCAUCGUCCUGACAGCAGCUGCUCAGGGGAUUGGCCGGGCAGCUACCUUAGCUUUUGCAAGAGAAGGUGCCAGAGUCAUAGCCACAGAUAUCAAUGAGUUCAAACUUCAGGAACUGGAAAAGUACCCAGGUGUUCAGACUCGGGUCCUUGAUGUCACAAAGAAGAAACAAAUUGAUCAGUUCGCCAAUGACAUUGAGAGACUUGAUGUUCUCUUCAAUGUUGCUGGUUUCGUCCAUCAUGGAACCAUCCUGGACUGUGGGGAGAGAGACUGGGACUUCUCAAUGAAUCUCAACGUCCGCAGCAUGUACCUGAUGAUCAAGGCCUUUCUUCCUAAAAUGCUUGCUCAGAAAUCUGGCAACAUUAUCAACAUGUCCUCUGUGGCAUCGAGCAUCAAAGGAGUUGUGAACAGGUGUGUGUACAGCACAACCAAGGCAGCUGUGAUUGGUCUCACAAAGUCUGUUGCUGCAGACUUCAUCCAGCAGGGUAUCCGGUGCAACUGUGUGUGUCCAGGAACGGUUGAUACCCCAUCUCUGCAGGAAAGAAUACAAGCCAGACCAAAUCCUGAAGAGGUACUGAGCGAUUUCCUAAAGAGACAGAAAACAGGAAGAUUUGCAACUGCAGAAGAAAUAGCCCUGCUCUGCGUGUACCUGGCCUCUGAUGAAUCUGCCUAUGUAACAGGUAAUCCUAUUAUCAUUGAUGGAGGCUGGAGCUUGUGAUUUCAGGAUCUCCUUGCUGGGAAGGCAGGCCGUUCCUGUCUACAGUGAACCUGCUUAUGAAGAAAACUCACCCAUCCUCUCUUUCCUAUUAAUGGCAUAUUAAUGAAAAUAAGACCUUUUUGAUGAUGUCA